AAGAGAUGUUAAAUGUUUGAUUCAUCUAAAUGAAGUACAAGAGUGAGGAACCUACCUACCUACCAAGUAAAUCACAGUCUCUGAAUCACAAGAUCGACUUGAACAUCUGAUGGGCAAAACUGCUACUGCAAGACAAUACUGCUCAUCUCCCUCAAUGAACCCUAAUUUCAAAACACCAUUAACCAGAUCUCCAUUGCUCCUAUUCAUCAUCUCCGUCUCCUGCCUUAUUCUCCUCUUCUACACCUUCUCCUCUUCUCCCCCAAAUCAACUCAUUCCAAACCCUAAUCCUAACCCUAUCAUUCACUAUUCCUUCGUCAAUUCACUCCAACAGUUCUUGGAAAACACUGGAUCUCGUAACAUUCACGACGAUACUGUUGCGGUUGAAGAUCAGGAGAAAGUGAGGAAGCUGGAUGAUCUUGUGUGGAGAACAGAGAGUGCGAGGCUGUAUGAGCAAGUGUUUGUGAAUUCGCCUGUUAGGGUUUACGUUUAUCAGAUGCCAGAUAAGUUUACUUAUGAUAUGCUCUGGUUGUUCCAGAAUACGUAUAGAGAAACGCUUAAUCUCACAUCUAAUGGCAGCCCUGUUCACCGCCUUAUUCAACAGCAUUCAGUUGACUACUGGCUGUGGGCAGAUUUGAUUGCUCCGGAAUCGGAAAGACUUGUGAAAAGUGUUGUACGAGUUCAUCGGCAAGAGGAGGCUGACCUUUUCUAUGUUCCGUUUUUCACAACGAUUAGCUUCUUCUUGUUGGAGAAACAACAAUGCAAGGCGCUUUACAGGGAAGCAUUGAAGUGGGUUACUGAUCAGCCCGCAUGGAAGCGGUCUGAAGGAAGAGAUCAUAUAUUUCCAAUUCAUCAUCCGUGGUCUUUCAAAACUGUCCGUAAGUUUGUGAAAAACGCAAUAUGGUUGUUACCAGAUAUGGACUCCACAGGAAACUGGUACAAGCCGGGCCAAGUUUCACUUGAAAAAGAUUUGAUACUUCCUUAUGUUCCAAAUCUUGAUUUAUGUGACGCCAAAUGCUUAUCAGAAAGUGCUUCAAAAAGAACUACACUGCUGUACUUUCGUGGGAGGCUUAAAAGAAACGCUGGAGGAAAAAUACGUUCUAAACUUGGGGCCGAACUUGGUAAUGCUGAUGAUGUCAUCAUCGAAGAGGGAAGUGCUGGAGAGGCAGGGAAAAUAGCAGCACAAACCGGCAUGCGCAAGUCUGUGUUUUGCCUGAGUCCAGCUGGCGAUACACCAUCAUCUGCUAGACUGUUUGAUGCCAUUGUUAGUGGCUGCAUACCCGUUAUAGUUAGUGAUGAACUUGAGCUUCCUUUCGAAGGAAUACUUGAUUAUCGUAAGAUUGCUUUAUUUGUUUCUUCAAGUGAUGCUGUGCAGCCAGGUUGGCUUUUGACAUACCUGAGAAGCAUUAAACCUACGCAGAUAAGAGAAAUGCAAGAUAAUUUAGCCAAGUACGUUCGGCAUUUCUUGUACUCCCAUCCUGCUCAACCGUUGGGGCCAGAAGACUUAGUUUGGAGAAUGAUGGCGGGUAAAUUAAUAAACAUCAAACUUCACACACGAAGAUCACAACGGGUCGUGAAAGAGUCAAGAAGCAUCUGUCUCUGUGACUGCAGGCGUCCCAACACUACUUUUCCGGUGAAUCCCCGAUAAGGUUGUCUAGAAAUUCUUCACAUUGUUGUUCCAUAUCUAAACGUUUGCUUUCCAAUUUUAUUUUGAUUUUUUUUUUUUUUUCAAAUCAUAGAUGUGUUUGUACUACAAGAGUUAUAGAAAUGAUGAUGCUGAAUUUGUGGGAAAUAAGAAUCACAUGAUAUAUCAAAGAGGGGUGUGAGGAAGUAUCAUGGGACGUGCAACGCAUAUGCAUUCCAUGAUUGAAAACAUCACUUUCAUACUUCCUUUUUAUUUUUUAAUAAAUAUUAUUAUAAUAUUAUAAUUAUUCUAAGAUUUUAUGUUACACAAUCCUUUCUAUUAAUAAAAUAUACGAUACAAUA
Messenger RNA from Helianthus annuus (common sunflower), 1983 nucleotides. RefSeq names its product probable arabinosyltransferase ARAD1. The transcript is spliced from 9 exons. The record is from RefSeq and is a predicted model, not a curated record. Gene Ontology annotation, molecular function: glycosyltransferase activity. NCBI's taxonomy places the organism in Eukaryota, Viridiplantae, Streptophyta, Magnoliopsida, Asterales, Asteraceae. The coding region runs from base 110 to 1645 and encodes 511 amino acids.